This is a messenger RNA of Drosophila montana, 1023 nucleotides long. RefSeq names its product sentrin-specific protease 8. The coding region runs from base 109 to 888 and encodes 259 amino acids. Gene Ontology annotation, molecular function: deNEDDylase activity; cysteine-type peptidase activity. The record is from RefSeq and is a predicted model, not a curated record. Lineage: Eukaryota; Metazoa; Arthropoda; Insecta; Diptera; Drosophilidae. Gene Ontology annotation, biological process: proteolysis. The transcript has a single exon.
UUCGCAAAGCUGUUGUUAAACUGUUAUUAACGUGCCCAAGCAUACACACAAAUACAUAAAUAUACCCCACACUGGGCGCCAUCUGAGCUUAGAUUUCAAAAGGCCGAGAUGUCCAAGACGAAAAAGAAAUUGAAAAAAACAGCAGCAGCGCCGUGCCGCCUGCUGGUGGCAAAGGCUAGUAUCAAUGACGAUUACCUGCGCACCUGUCAAUUGGAUGGAGUGAACCCAAGUAACGCGAUUGUUUCGUUGCGCUUCCAGGAGAUGUCCUUGCGCCACUCGGAUGUGCAGCUGCUGCAGGGACCGCACGCGUUGAACGAGCGCCUGAUUGCCUUCUAUUUCGCAUAUUUGCAGAGCCGCCGAUACAAAAUGCAGCCCGAGCUAUAUUUCCUGACGCCUGCGCUGACAUACAGCAUGCGGCAUCUGGAGGGGCGCGAGCGUCGGCGCCUGGCACGCAGUUUGGAGCUCGAGAGCAAGAGGUUUGUGUUCAUGCCGCUGGCGCAGGACUCGCACUGGUCGCUGUUGCUGGUAUCCCGACCAGACCGAAAGUUCUAUUAUUUCGAUUCGGAGGACGAUCGCCACCUGGGCUUUGCGCGUCUGCUCGAGGAGCGCCUGCGCCGUACGCUCGUCGCCAAUGAUUACACAUUCACUCGCGGCCGCUGCCUGCAGCAGGGCAAAGAUGAGAGCUACGAGUCCGGCGUCCAUCUCAUGUGCAUGGUGGACAACAUGGCCGACUAUGUCACUCGCUGCGGCUAUGCCACCAGCACGCUGCUCGUCUCCAUACAGGAGGUGCGAGGCAAGCGCGCCUCGCUGCUUCAACUGAUUCGGACACUCGGCGGCAUUUUGCCUAUGUCUAGCUCUAAGUCACCGACCUCGACCUCUGAAUCAUAAGUUAUCUUUAGUUUUUGUUUCCAUCCCAUCAAUUGUGUAUCGCCUAACAAUAAAUGCAGUGGGCGGAGGCCACCUGGUAAUCGGAGCGGCAUGCAGGCAAUCAGACAGCCUCCUCUGCUACGUUUGUUGUAUGUA